Messenger RNA from Penicillium atrosanguineum, 720 nucleotides. RefSeq lists its product as uncharacterized. Lineage: Eukaryota; Fungi; Ascomycota; Eurotiomycetes; Eurotiales; Aspergillaceae. The record is from RefSeq and is a predicted model, not a curated record. The transcript has 3 exons. Bases 1 to 720 code for a protein of 239 amino acids.
AUGGAGCAAAAAUUCAUUUUCAUGAAUGGACUUUCGAAUGAUGAGGAGUCCAAGAAGCUCAUGCGUCGCCAUGUGAUGAAGGGCAAGAAUGCUGGGAAGAAGCUUCACCGUCGCUCAAGGCUGGAAUUACAGGUCACUCGGAGUCGACCAAACGUCGCGACUGAUUCUUUACACAUCUGCCGCGACCUCAGAGAGGAGUAUCAUUAUGCAGAUUGGAGAUAUGUAUCUCCCGACAGGCUUUCAAUCGAUUUCGGGAAUGCAUUCUUGACUUUCUCCCUCCCUGUGGAAGUCACGCCAUACUCGCUAGAAGUCAUCAACGAAUACUUUAUUUAUACUUCCGACAGAAUAUAUCCGAUCAAGCUUGGUGUGUCAUUACACGAUGCCAAAUUCUUGUGGCUGAAGGUUCUAUUCGAGAGCGAGGCCACAUAUCAUUGCAGUCUUGCGUUGAUGCAGGCGAGCAAUGAAAUUUUUCAUUGCAAUGGCCAAAGCUCACCCAAAGCGCUGUAUCAUCUAUCUCAGACCUUCUCCCAAGUCAAGAAGAGGCUGGAAGGCGAGAACGCGUUGUCAGAUUCUACGAUAGCGAUUGUGAUGUCGCUCAUCAAUCAAGAGCAAAUCAGACAGCAACACGCCGCUGCUGCAGUCCAUGUCAAGGGACUCGAAAAGAUGAUUGAGCUCCGGGGGGACUCGGUCAACUUGAAGGGAAUGCUCCGCUCGUAUUGA